This is a messenger RNA of Cinara cedri, 27548 nucleotides long. Lineage: Eukaryota; Metazoa; Arthropoda; Insecta; Hemiptera; Aphididae. The record is from the annotation of a GenBank genome assembly.
GUCUCGUGCUAUAGUGUUAGUGUAAUAUUAUUUUUUUUAUUUUUCUUAUUUAUUUGAAAAUUAGUGAAUUUAUAUAUUUUGAGUUAUAUUUUUUUCUGGUCAGUGUUGUUGUAUAAAUUAUUUAUUGUGAAAUUAUUUAAGUGAAUAAAAAUAAAUUACCUAAGUCUGCACGUUAGAAAUGUUCGUGUAUAGAAGCUCUGACAAGAAUAUUUACAUUGUUUGAUGAUCGUAAUGAAUGGAUUUCGAUUCAACGGAUAUUUUUAAAAACUUGAAGGUAAAUUUGUAUGGUAUAUUUAUACCCGUUUAAUCAUGCCCCCGAAUUGUGACAGUUUUAUAAACAGAGAUUUAAUAAAAAUAUAAUUUACAACCAGUGGUUUAUUUUUCGUUAUAUAGUUAUGUAGGUACCUACUGAUUUAAAUGACUAAUGCAUAUACUAUGUAGUGGUUUUAAAUAAAUUAAAACUAGUAAAUUUAAAGGUGUAAGUUUAUAUUUUAGAAAUAUAGUUAAUUAUUGUUAUUUUAAUUUAAAUUAACUAUUAACGAAGGUACUGAAUAUUGGUAGAAAAUUGCAUUAUAUUAUAUUUUAAAGGUAGAGACUAUAUAAAUUUUUACAAUUUAGGUAGGCAAAGUAGAUAGGUGCUUCCUACUAAAAAUAAAAAUAAAAAUUUUUAAGUUUAAAAGAGAUUAAUAUAUUUUUACAGAUUUGAAUUUUUUUAAUCAAUGUUUACAGUGUUUUAGAUUAGUUUUUUUUUUUUGUUGAGAGUGUAUCUUAACAUAAUUAAUAUAUAAUCCAUUCUUGAAAAUACAGUUAAAUACAAUGCAAGUUACUUAUUAUUACAAUAUUAUCUACCUACAAUGUUUAUCAUUAUGUAGAAUUGUCAGUUGGCAGUUUAAUUAUUGUAUUAAGAUAAUAGAACAGAUUGGUAUUCAUUUGUUAUUUCAUAUGUGAAGGAUAUUUUCGUAUGUCUUUUAUUCAAGUAAAACUAAUUUUUCUCUAAUAAUAGAAUAUUGCUAUUACUAUUAUAUGUUUUUAUUCAAUUUUUAUGUAUACUAUUAUACGGUUUGACAAUUAAUAGUUAAUAGUAUUUAGGCGAUUGACCUUAUAAAAUUCAUAGUUGUAAGUAAUACUUUAGUGUAUAUUAGUAAAAGGCUUGAUAGUAGGUACCUAUUUAAUUUAAAAAAUUAAUGGAGCCCAAAUAAGUCCAUAGAUAAAAAUAAUUUGUUAUUGUGAGCAAGGCAGUAAAUAAUUUUAAAAAAGGACAAAAUAACUAAGUAAAUACUUAUAAUGUUUUAAUUAAUAUAAUUUUAAUAAAAUUAAAAUAGUAUCUAAGUAUAGGAUAGUAUAGGUAUGCGGGUAGGUACUUAUAUAAUAUAUUUUAAUUCUAUAAAUAAUCAUAAUAUUAAUAUUCUAUUGGUUACCUAUAACUCUAACUAUAUAACCAUUAUAACCAUAAAUAUUUAGGUUUUAAAGUUUUUAUUAACAUUGAUUCAUAGUUGUUGAUUCAUAAUAAUGACAAUAUAAAAAUAAUGCUCAUAUUACCUAGUUUAUGUUAAGAAAUUAUUAAUAAUAUUAUCUGUAAAUGAUAAUGUUAUAAGUUCCUACUCGUUAUAACAUAUAUAUUGAUUAUUCCAGAGAUUAAUCAUUAACUUACAUUUAGGUAAAAAAUACAUUAAAAAAUAUGUUUUCUUUCAAAUAAAUUUUCAUAAGUAUAAAAAAAGCAUUAACAAUAAUAUUAUGUUAAUAAAAACAAAUGUAUAAGUACCCCUUUAAGUAUCUCAUUUUAAUUAAAGUUUGUCCAUAUUUUUCUUGAUAUUUUAUGAACAUGGCUUACCAUAUAGGUACAUUACUGCUCUAGUCUUCUGGUUACUGAUUUCUUCAGUUCAGAAAACUUAAUUUCAUUUCCUUAAUAGUUAAUCAUGUAAUAUAAAUAGGCACCUAAUGAAUAUGAUUAUUUUAUAAGGGUUAUUAUUGUUAAAUUCCAAUUAGUUUAAAUUUUUAUAAUUUUAUUUCUUGAUUAUAAAUAAAUAAAUUAAUUAAAUAUGUGUGUGUGUAGGUAUCUAAUAAUAGAACUAAUUUAAUAUAUCUACUAAAGGAUCAAAAAACGUUUCUUGGUAUUUUUAGCCAAACAAUUAACAAAAAAUUAUAUUGUAGCAUUGUAUAUGAAUUAUUAUAUAGGUAAGUUAUAUUUGGUAAGAAGGUGGAGUUGCCACUUAUGUUUAGUGUACCUACUAUUUUUGCCACUCAUUUUAAUUUUAAUUUAUAAAUAGUGCAAUUUUUUAAUUUGGUAAGUUUUAUGAUAUCUAGUUGUAUUUGUCCACAUUCAAAAAUUUACUGAGUGAAAUUAAUUAUUACAAAAUCAUAGAUAGUGUAUAAUGGCCAUAGACCAAAAACAUGUUAUUUUAAAAUUUGCAUUUAAUACUAAUUUUUCAUUUCAUAAUGUUCUUAAGAUUUAAAAAUCAGACUAAGUAUAAGUUAAAAUAUAAUGAAUUCAUAGCUUAGUUUUGAAAUUUUUUUUAUAGUAACUAGAUAGAAUAUAUAAAAAAUUAAUAGAAAAAAAUCCUCAAGAACACCAUAGGUGGUGACUGAAAUCUACCAGUUUCGAUUAAUGUAGCUAAACUAUCCGAAUCUAUAUAAUAAUUGUGUAAUAAACGAAGUAUUAAAUAUUAUAUUAAUUGUAACUUUAUCUACAUAUUUACUCAUUAUAAUUAUAAAUAUCGGAAACCUGAAGGUAAUGUAUAUCAAUUUUCAAUGGGAUUUUCAAUCAGUUUAUAUUUAUAUAAUUUAAACACAUAAUAAUAUUAUUUAUAUAAUUUCAUUAUAAUAAUUUACUUAAUUUUAUGGAGAUAUACCCUAGGGUCUAGAGUAUACCUAUUAAAACUAUUAAAAUAGUUUUUUCAUAUUAUUUGUUUUAAAUAAAUAAAUGUUUAAGCUAGAUCAUACCCUUGGUAAUACAAUUCUGAAUAUAAGUAUACAACUAGGUGUACAAGUUUUACUUUUGAUAUUUAUAACUGUUAUAGAUAGGUUACUAUAAUAUAACUUAGAUACAUAAGAUUAGCGUGUGGACCUUUAGUUUGAUAUUUUGUUAAUAGGUAUACUUGAGCAUUAAAAAUGCUUUAGACUUAAUAGUUUUUGUUUUUAUCAAUUGAUCAAAAUACUGAAUUAUAAUUUAUAGGAGAGCCAAGAGAAUAUAUUUUCUUUGUCUACUAAGAAGUAAGCUUAAAAUAUAUUUAUAGAAAAUAACUUUUUUUUUAAGUGGAAAUAUUUUUGGUUAUACCUAGGUUACAAUUGAUGAAAAACUAUACUUUUAAACCUAAUAAUAUCAUGUAAAUUAUUAAUUUGUAUUGAAUUUUACAUUGAGCAUCAUUAUUUUUUAUCCUUAUGUUGUAUUUAGAAGGGGGAAGUGUUUGACAGCUAUUUUUCACAAAUUCCGUUCAAAGGCCUAAAACUCGCCAUAAUUGUUUUAAAAAUUAUUUACCAGAAAUUGCAGAGGGGAAGAAGGUGGCACCAUUCAGAUCCUCUAUAAAUACGCCUCUGUCUGACUUCUGUUUAGUAUCAUAUUUUCAAUUUAAUGAUUUAUUUCCAAAACAUGAAUAACUACAGUAACAAUAUUUAGAAAAUAAGAAAUGGCUGCCCUUAAGUUCACUUAAGUGGAAUGAAGACAUACAGGUGUUAAAGAAUUAUCUCGAAAAUAAUUUAUUACAUCGUUUUAAUAUAUAUAUAUAUAAAUAGGUAUAUUGGUGUAUUAGUUAUAUUAUUUUAGUUUUCUUAAUAAUUUGGAAAAAAUUAAAAGAGUACGCAAUAACGACUACUGAUUUUGUGGUUUUUUUUUUGUUGUAGUUCAAUUAAAAGUAAUCUUUGACCUUAAAUUUCUAUAGAAUACUUUUAUAAGUCUUUGCUAGGCGUAAUAUAUUUUUCAAUGUAAUAUACUGUAAGCGGAAUCGUGUUUUAUUAACAUACAGAUAUAUAUUAAAUUAGGGGCGUACCCUACAUAUUCCAUUUUCUCAACUUUCCACCUACAAAUACCCGUGUUGCGAAGUAUGUCCGUUGCUUUUAUUUCCUAUUUUGUACAAUAAAAGUAUCAUAUUAUUCGACUUUUUUGAUUUUUAGUUUUAUACUAGUGUCUUGUUCCGGAUUUUAAAGGAAGCGUUUUUUCUUAUGGACAUUUUUUUCUAGUUUGUGCACACGAUUGUUUUCAUUUUCUAAAUAAUUAGGAAAAACGGGAAAGUUUACGACAAUAACGGUUUCAUUAUUUUCAAUUUGGUUUUUUUGUUACUACCUACAUUAUAUUGGAUUAAAAUAAUUGUAGAAACUUGAAAUUUUUAAAGAAUUCUGGUGAUUUGUAGACAUUUGACAUUUUCUAGUCCUUUUUUAGUUUUUAUUUUGUUUUGUUAUGUUUUUAUUAUGUUGACAAACUCAGGUAAAAUUAUAUUAUCUAUUUAUUAUUCUUAUUAUUUAAAAUUUAGAUGAGAGCUAAUAAUUUAUUUAGAGCCUAAACUACUUGGCUUUUCAACAUUUUAAAUUUAUAAGAUGAAAUAUUGUAAAAACCAGAGUAAAAAUGUAGUGUUAUGUACCUAAUUACUUUAAAUUUGGUUAAGAAAAUAAAACAAAAACAUAAUAUCGAAAAUAGAUGAUUUGUUAUAAAUAAAUAUUCUGUAUAGCUAGAACUUUAAAUUUAGUUUAAAACUAUUGUUUUUAGAUGUUGGUAUUUGUUUAUUUAUUGUAUGGUUUGUAUACAACACUAAAAUAGCAAAAUACAAUAAAUAUAUCAAAUAAAUGAAAUGGAUAAAAUUUGAAUAAUAUUGAUGUAAUAAUAUUAAAUGAUGUUUGCAUUGACAACACAAUACAAUAUACAAUGAAAACUGUCUAAAAUUCACCAUCUGUAAGUCGGAAACACUGUAUUCUUGAAAUUAAAAUUUGAAUAGUUUCAAAAUGAAAUUUUUCACAUAUUUCAUUAAAUUACUGUAAGGAGACGAAGGUUCUUAUUUUUGGUCUAUUAGAAUUCCGUUUUAGACAUUUUUCAGUGUUUUCACUGUAUACGGAUCGAUAAACAUAUAUAGGAAUCGGCUAUAAAAUAAAAUAUUGUUUUCUUAAUUAUUUCUAUAUGCCUCAUCCAUAUUUUCUACCGUCUGGAGUGUUGUCACGUUGCCAACUGCAUAGGUCUUUCUACAUUAUAGUUUUAAAUAUAAACAAUUACAACCGCAUACAUUCUUGAGUCUGGAAACUUUUCAUGUGCCCGGACUAAAAAAACAAUGUAUAUACUUAUAUUAUGUUAAAUAUUAAGUAAAAAAUGAUCAGGAAACUCAACAGUUUUGUUAUUUUUUGACGAAUUUCACUUUGGUCAUCUACCUGUUGUUACAAAGCAACAAGUAUCACAAUUGUCAACUUUAAAAUUAGUAAGGUUUACAAUAUGUUUUCAUAAUAAAAGGUUUUACGAGUUACAAUGCAUAGAGAUUAUAUAUAAUAUAUGAUACACAUAUAUGCCAUGUUAUUUGAUAUUCGUGAGGUUUUCUUGUGGUGUGUAUAUGUAACAUCGGGUAUCGAUGUUUUUAUUGUUCGAAAAUAUGAUCUCAUGUUUGAGUUUACUAUAUACAUAAAAGUGUAUAUAAAAGAAUCUGUAAUUACUUAUUUAGUAUAAAAUAUAAACUCAAAUAAGGUAUUUUAAUCAUUCUGUGUUAGAACAAAAGUAAGUUUGUAGUAAGUAGGUACAAACGAACAAUUAAAACUAAUAAGUUAAUAAAUUAAUAAUUUUUAUUCAAAAUUAUUUUGAGUUCGUUUUUAAUUUCUAGCUCGAUAGGUUUACUUAAUAUAAAAUAUAGUAACUAUUUUGCAUAUAUUAUUACCAUGAUCUAUUAUCAAUAGAUAAUAGGUAUAUCCUUAUAGAUAUAUCCAUAAAAUAUAUAUUAUUUUAUAUAAUAUAAAUAAAAUGCAAACACUUGACAGUCAACACAAAUACAUUAUUAAAAUUAACUGUAAACUAAAUAUUUUAAUUUUAAUAUAAUUACUUACCUACUAUUUUUUCGUAUAAUAAUAAUUAAUACAAAAUAUUAAUAUUUUUUAUCCGACGACUGGUUUUAACUAUUAAUUAUCUUUUUUUCGUGCACCUGUUUACAGAAUUAUUGUUAUUUGUUUUGUAAAAUAAUACAAUAAGGUUUUACGGUUUUCAUAGAACAUAUAUAUAUAUAUAUACUAUAGUAUAUGAUGUAUUGAAAGUAUGAUUUAUAAAUCAUAUAUGUAUGUAUAUAUAUAUAUAUAUAUUAAAAAAAACAUAAAUUGAAUGAUUAACAAUUGCUAUAAUAAUUAAGUUUUCAUUCAUAGUCUCUGUCCUAUGUUUUACAGAAACAAGUUUGGGUUUUGUAGUUGCUAGCAAAAAAAAUAUGGCUUACUUAAAUUUCAUCGGAACCUUCAUUCUAUUCCUCAACGUAAUUUGAUCUGGUUUCAACAUCACCCAGUUGUUGUCUGCACGUUUAAAAGAUAGCGCACGUCUCGAGAUAUUUCCACUUAUUAUUUUAUUAUUGCUUUUACGACCCAGUAAAAAAACCGAGUGGGCGAUACGUUUGGUGUAACUGUAUUCAUGUUCUUUAAUAUGCGUGUCAAUAUUAUUUCAUGGACAUACUUAGCACUUAGGUUCAUAAUUUAUUUACUCCUCUAUACAAGUAUAGUAUUCAUUAUUAUCCUAUUAUUUCUGUAAACUAUUUUUAACUAUAAAACAACAUUGUAUCGCAUUAUUAAUUUUUUCACUUACACGGAUAAAGAAUUAUGAAAUAAACAUAUAUAUAUAUAUUUGAACAUUAAGAACUUUAAUUUUUUAAAUUUCUAAUUAAUUAGUUCUGUCGCUUAUUUUUUUUAUCAAAUAACUGAUCAGUUAUACAGUACUAAAUCUAUUGGUAAAUUAAUAUAAAAUAAUUUUUUUUUUUAUAUAUUUUUAAAAUGUAUUUCAUCAUUAGCUAAUUAGCAAAUAAGUAGGUAUCUACCUAAACUUAUAUUCACGUGUGUUGUAUCGGUUUUACAAACGUACAACAUAGCAAAUUUGCGUUCAACAGUGACUACUUUGUGCUGCUAGGUUUAAUACUAGAGUAAAUUGAUUUAUUAUCAAAUUUAAAGAUAAGAACAUAAUAGUCGCAACUACUUCGGUUUUUUUUUGCGCUUUUAGUUCUUAAGCUAGAAAUAAGUAUUUUUGAUUAAGUAAUAUUUUAAAUGUCCAUAUCAUGCUUAACAAAUAAAUUAUCGAAAAAAUCGGCGUAUAGCGCAGACAAUGUUCUUAUCUUUAAAUUUGAUAAUAGGUCAAUUCACUAUAAUAAUAAAACUAACGGCACACAAUUGGUUUUAUUGAACGAAAAUUUGCUGCCGCGCGUUUGUAAGACAGACGGAGACAGUUAGAUGCGGGUAUCACGUCAAUUACUUUUUAAUAAUUGACACCUAUUUGGAUUUAUUUAUUUUUUCAUCGUAGUAUUAAAUUGCUUUAAAACUGACUAAAGCACUAAAACAGUAAUCAAAUGUAGGUUUUUUUUAUCUAAUCAGUUUAAUACAAUUAUCAAAAUUGUUUUUAUAUAAAAAAUAAAAAUGUACAGGUUGCUUUUUAUAUUGAUUGAUUUUCUUUCUUAUCGUCAAAGAAAUAAAUUAGGUAAUUCGUUUUUGCGUUAUUGGAUAGAAUUUCAUGUACAAAAGCCGGAAGAGACGGUUUGUUGAACAUAACUGAUACAUCCUUCCGGUAGCCAUGAUCAUAUCCGUUCGAUCCACCUAUAUCUAUCGAGACUGAGUAAUAUAGAAAAACCAUUGGGCCGUUUUUAACAUAGUCGUUCGACUCGUUUUACAACGUUGUUGGAUUGAAACUGUGCGGGCGUGACUGGUUCUCAAUAAAAAAAAAAAAAUAACAACAUUGUUAUGAAACGUAAAAUACUGUGUCUAAACUCUAAAUACAAUCGCCAUGUAUGUAUAAAAUAUAUUUGGCGAGUUUCUCACAGCUGCAUAUUAUAGACGAAGGUCAAAUUCAGAUAAAUAUUAUAAUCCAUAACUAUAAUUUCUUCUAAUGUAUUAAGUAUAAAAUGAUCACUUUAUUAGCGUAUUUUUAUAACUUUAAUCGCCAUACGAUGAAUAAAAUAUAACUGAAAAUUUUAAGAUGAUUCAAUAAUUAAUAUUGAUAGUUGAUUGGAGGUACGACAGUCUAGGUUAAUAUCUUAUACGAAAUUGCGAUUUUCUUUUUUGUGUUUAUAAAAUUUAAAUAAAAUAAUUAUAGGUAUUCAUAAUACCUUGUAUUGAAUAAAAUUGGAUAAAAAAUACCGAUCUAGUUGCUAGUUUUAAUAAUUAUGCAAUUAUUUGUCAAUAUAUUUAAAAAAUAAAAAUAAAUAGAUUAUUCUGCUGAAAAUCGUAAAAUAUAAUAUAAUAUUGUUUAGAAAGGUAAAAAGAAAGAAAAAAGUUACUAAAGGUCACGCCAUGGCCAUGGACAAAUUCGCAAACUCUGUUAGGUCCUUAUAUGGCUAAUUCUAGUUAAAUAAACAGUUGUCGAGUGGUUUUCAGGGGUUUCCAACGUUUAACCGUAGUCUCUUAUGAAUAUUUUGUUUUCCCCGUGUUACCUAUAAUACCUUGACUUUAUUUCUGUUUCAGUAUUGAUAUAUUGUUAUUAUGACUUGACCUGGAAGCAGUGUCACGAAUUUGGCCUACUAUAGAUAGACACAUAAGUACUGCUCGUUUGUUCCUUUUUCAUACUUUGAUUUAAAAAUAUGCAUACCUUUUACGAAUGCUAUAAAACGGGCAAGCAGUUUUUUACUCGAUUAAAGUUAAUAAAAAACGUAAAUAUUUGUAUAGAAUUGGAUAGGUUUGUUUAUAAUAUUAAUAGUCGUAUUACGAAAUGAAAUAUUUUCAUUGUAUCGGGUUUCUUUUUUUCUAUUUGUAACAAAACAACAUGAAGUUUGAAAAUAGAAUAUAAUAAUAUACAAACCGUUGCACUGCUACUAGUAAGGCUACUGAUUAGGUAUUUUUAUUAUUAACAUUACCUAUCAACAAUUUAAUGAUAAGGCAAUAGUUUUAUCUGUGACAAUAGUUAAAUUACUAAAUUUUUAUUUACGUCAAAUAAUCUACGACAUCAAAAUAUAACAUAAAGCAUUACUUUGUUGCUGAUAUUUCACUACAAUCAUUAAUGACGGAGACUAAUUAAAUAAUAUUAUAAUAUACUAAUAAUAAUAAUGUGUUAGUUAACUAUAAAAAGUUCAAAAGUUCAUCGACAACGUUAGAAUAUUCAAAGGGCUUACCGACCCUUUUUUAAAAAAUGUACAGUAAAAAAAAUAGGAUUUCCUUUGUUAAACUUGUAAAAAAUAUUAUGUAUAAACACUGUGUUUUCGAUAUAUGGCGAACAGUAUACACUGUACAAUCUCUGAAUCAUAUUUAAAAUUACCUCGAGUUACGGAUUAUUAUUACGAGUAAUAAUAUUACGCAUGAUUAGAGUUUUUUCAUUUGGACAUUAAAAUUAUUGUGCGAAUUCGUUAAAAGUAAAACGAUCGCAACGAUAAAAAUUAAAAGACUACAAGUCAUUUAUGUACAAAUAAUAUAGUCACAACUAAAAAAAAAAAAAAAGAGAAAGUAGGUUUAGAAUUCGGACUGUUAAACAUUACCGUUGUGCUUCGUACCUUAUACAUAUAUAAUGUAAUUAUUCUAUUCUAUUUUUCUUUUUAUAAUUUCUGGUUUCCUUUUUUUUUUAUAGUUAUUAUUUAUUAUCUUUAAAAGAAAAAAACCGCUUAUUAGAUAUUAUAUUGUUUAUAUAUGUAUAACCAACGAUUUAAAAUAAAUUAUUGAUAUUAUUUUUCCAUUGCAUCAGUUUUUUUUUUAUACAAAUUUUAUACUGAAGACAAUUUUUUUUUUAGAUUAUGAACGUUUUGAAAUAAUAUUUAGUACUAUUUAUGAGAUUAUAUAUUUAGUUAAAAUAAGUAUUUUGAUAAAAUAGCUUAUUAUGUUGGAUAGAUAAUGUUUCAGAUACGGGUAUAUUGCAAUAAUUACAAACCGUACCUAUUUCAUUAUUUAUAUUAUUGUCUUCUUGUAGAAAUAUUAUUUGUAGAUUAAAAAUUAUUAUCAAUUUAAGAUGUAUCUCUUGUUUGAUUAUUAUUGGUAUUUUAACUAUUUAAACUGGCAUGUCUACUAAAAUAAUAUUAAAUGUCGAGCGUACACUUUUCAGAAUGUAAUUCAAUCAUUAUUGAUGAAUUUGAAAAAAGUUUUAUUGGUCUAAGCAAAUACCAAGUUAAAUAUAAUAUUCGAAUGUGUAUAUUAGCCAUGUACGGUCAAAAUAUUGUCUAUGGUUGUGUGGUAUAAAUAUUAUCUAUAGGUAUAAUUAGAUCUUAUCAUGACAUAAGCAGAAAAUAAUAUGUGCCUGAAUUGUAUACGAAAUGAACUUUCUUCCACCGUUUCUGCUUAUUCGUAAAAAAUUCUCGAUUUAUUUUUAUUUUACGUUUGGCACAAUGUUAUACUACAAUAGUAUAUUAUCGAAAAUCCGUACAUUCCUGACAUACUAUAAAAAUAAAAAACUAUUUGCUAUUGAUCAACAGUUAAAGGUGCCUCUAGUUUCUAAAUACCUAGUUAAGUAAGGUCAGAUGAUAUCUGAUCUAUGCACUUUUUUUUACAUUAAUAAGUUAUGUAAUUGUGUGAUAACAGCAGAGGCCAAAUUAGGAUAUAAACAUUGUCAUCAGACAGCAUAUUAAAUAAUAAAUUAUUAUAAAUAUAAGCAUUUAUGAAAAAAAUAAACUUAUAAUACAACUUUUUGAGUUAAAAUGUUAUUUUUUUGUAUUAUGAAAACAGAUCCCUUACUGCUGUCGGUUAAACAAAAAAAACAUAAAAAACAAAAACUUAUUCGAUAUGAAUUAAUUUCCAAGCCAAAUAAUUAUUAGACCCAAAGUUCCUAAUAUUUGUAAUAUCAUUGCUUGAAUCGUGUGAAUUAUAAUUAUAAAUUAUUAUUCCGUUGAAUUAUUAAUAUUAGAAUAUUAGUUUUAUAUGCUAAAGAUAUUUUCCUGAUGAGCUGGUCGAUUAGAUUGUAUAUUAUUCAAUAUUUAUAUUAUACAUAUGCAUGGUAAAUUUAGUAAAUUGUUAAUUUCCUAAACACGUAUUUAAUAAUAUGGUUGCCAUAACUGAAACUUAAACUUUUUUAGUUUUUUCUUUUCAAUGAUGUUAUAAAAUCAUUAUCGAUCACAAAAUAUACAAAACAUUCUUAACUUGCAUAUAUUUACUACUUAUAUUUUAUUUUAGAUUUUUAACAGUAGAUAUUUUAAAAACAUUGCGUAACUAUACUAACUUUAUCAAUGACACUAUACCUGUAUAUUAUUUAAUUUAUUUUGUUUUGUUUCAACAUUUUGUCGCAUUAUAAAAUAUUCAAAUUUUAUCGUAAAGACUUAUAGUAUAUUGUAGACCUGCCUAUUGUUUUUUUUUUCAUAUUUACAAAUAGAAAUGAUGACAUAUUUUAAAUCGGUUAUAUAAAUUCGGCACGCAUUUCAUUGCUUUAAAAUAGGUUUAUUUAUAUAUAUAUAUAUAUGUACAUAUUUUUUUAUAUGCGUAUCCAUAACAUAUUAAUUUUUUUUACUGAAAAAUAUUUAAAUUUAAAUGGAAGUUUCACUAGUUUUUUUUUUUUGUUAUCAUUGUCAAGUGUCACAUAAUAGAUUACAAAAUUUCACUUCUUAUUUCAAUAUUUAUGUAAUUUAAACUUUAUAAUACCGACUGUUGUUAUACCUAUUAUACAGUUACUUAAUAGAACUGUUAAUAAACAAAAAAUAAUAAUAAUAAAAGUUUUACCUAUUAAUUUUAAAACUCUAGAAGUAAAAAUUUUUCAUUUCUAAUUUUUAUUUUUUCAAUGUUUGUUUUUAAGUAAAAUAAUUGGUAAAUAUAAUGAAAAAUUCGCGUUUUUUUCUCCCUUCAAAAAUAAAUAUUUAACUUAUAAUUAUAUAGGUAGUUAUAAUAUUGUAUAAUGCCGAAAGAACAGUUUAUGUUUUAGUACAAUUUUGCAUUAGGUACACGGGUAUUUUUAAAUUCGAGCAUACCUCAUAAUUUUAUUUUUAUAUAUUUACAUAUAUUUUAUAUUUAUGUUUUUUUUAAUUUUAAUAUAUUAUCUUAUGAUUUUUUUUUUUUUUUUUACUUAAUACUAGAUAAAGUACUAGUAAAGUUUAUACCAUUUAAUUUUCUCAAUAACUAAAUUUUUGUUUAAAAAAAGGUACAUCAGCAUAUAACGUAAUACACUCAUUAUUUCGAAGAGUAUUGGCUUUUUUCAGAAUUUGUAUUUUAGAACAUUACAGAACAAGCAGGUAUAAAAUAUUAUGUUGAGUUUUACCUUUUUUUUGGGAGUGAAACGACUGUCCAAAUUUGAUUUUUUAAUUAAUAACCUAAAUUUCGAAUUCCGUAAAUAAAUGAGGUUUUAGUUUAAAUACAUUUUUUGUGUUCAAUUUUUUAAUUUCAAUAACCCAAACACAAGGAUGACAAAAAUAAUCAUAAGUACCUAACAUAAUAUUUAUUAGCCGAUUUUUUCUUAAAUUUUCCAAAAAAAACCCAAAUACUUUCCGACUUAACGAGAGUCUUAUUACUUAAUGUUGACCACUCUGUAUACAGCUAAAUCUUCGUUGAUUUUAUUUAAUCAUCACUAAAUAUUUUUUUAUUGUGUAAUAUUUUUUAUAACAUUCUUUCAUUUAAAAACGAACGAGUUAAAAACGACUCAAAUUAAUUUUUUUAUAUUUCAUAAAGAUGUACAUUGUACACUAUUAUAUUAUGUGUCAAAAAAACCAAGUUGAUAUUUAAAAAAUUAGAUAGCUUCCGUUAUUACCCGUUAUCCGUUGUAUGAAUUAUUAGUCAUUGUUAAUAAUGUAAUAACAACGAAUCAAUCCUUUAUAAUAGAACAUGUGAUAACAUCGAUAACUUUUGUCUCGUAUAUGUUUUAUUUACAAUAACCAUGUUGUUUUAUCGUGUGCCAGAGUAUUUAUAAUAUGUAUUUAUUUACAUACAUAUAUAUUUAUACAUUCACAUUGAUUGUUUAGUAAAUGGCGGCUUACUUCAAUUAUUAUGCUCGUACUCUGCAGCACCCAUCAAGUUUAUUACCAUUGUAUACUUUUUUUUUUUAUUUACGGUUUUUAACCUAACCUAAGCUUCUAUGAAUUAAAUUUAAUGGUAUGUAAAUAAUACAUGUUCUAAUAGAAUAUUAGAAUAAUUGAGAUUCACGCGACUAUACUGCAAUAAUAUCGGUUUUAGUCCUUAUUAUACUUACAAAAUUUAAAUGGUUCCUGCAAUUUCAAAGGAUAAAAUACAAGUCGAAACAUACGAAUCUGUUAUUCAGAUAUGUAGACGUUAUUUUAAGUCAAUUUAUUUUUUAUUUUUUUAACGUUUUUGGCAAAUUAAAGUUGGAACUGUGUUGGAUGUAUACUGCAUAUAGGCUUAUACAUUAGUUAUUGUACCUUAUAAUUUUGUUUUAUUUGAAUUAAUUUGAACGAGCAUUAAUAUGUUUGAAAUUGAAUGGUAGUAGCUAUGUGAAUUAAUUAUUAUAUUGACGAUUAUGUUGACUUUUGUAUGUAAUCAAAUAUUACUUAACGUUUUUGUCCGAUUCUCGUUUGUUUGAAACGAUUACCGUGCACAAUAAUAUUGUUACGUGUGUUAUGAAACAUUGGUGAAAUUGUAUUAUUUCGUAAAUUUUUUUAUUUGAUGUGUUGUUGACUAAUCGUGGUAUCAUUUCCACAUUAGGCCCGAAUUUACAUACAGCUUCACCAGACACAGAUGGGUCGCUGACCCAUAAAAUAAAAAUCUAUUUUAAAACUAAUAUUUAAAAAAAGGGCUAACACUGUUGAUAGGUGUGCCGCUGUUGUAGGUGGGAAGGUAGGAUAUGUAAAGUUAUUUAAUUUAUAUCUGUAAGCAACGAUAAAUCGUUAAUAACGAAAAACAAUUCUGAACGAAGUUCGGUUUUAUAUUUUUUGAUGUGUUGCAAUUUUUACCAUUUUCAUCGAAAUUUUAACUCGAAACUCUUUUUUAAAAAAAAUUACUAAAUUGCACUAUACUGUAUUUUACAACUAAAUAGGUACAACUUAUUAUAAACCUACAGUUAAAAUUUCAAGCAUUUCUGUGUGAUUAAUCAAUUUUAUCCACAUAUUAGUAUUUAUUAUUAUUAUUUUUAGUAUCGCCUGGUUCGGGUAGGGAGGAACUGCGUUAGCAUUACUUCCCCCUUGGACAUAAUGGUACUUUAAUAUCUAGUACCUACUAAAUAUAAAUUAAAAAAAAAAAAAAAAAAAAACUAGCAAACAUAAAAUGCCUAUUCAUGUAGCUCGAAAAUUAUGACGUUUAAAAAACGAAAAUAUAAAUUUUUUAUCAAAAUUUCCACGAAAUCUCCACGAAUAAUUUUUACUAAAUUACAAUAAAAAAAUAAAGUUUAAAAUUAGUUUCAUAACUUUCCUCUUCUUUCUACCUUUUUUUCUCUAAUUCUGCUGCGUAAUUAAAAUAACUACUUGUACUUGGAAAAUUAAAAAACAACUUUAUUACUCACCAAUUAAAUUAAAAAUGCAACAAAAAGGUUUCAUGUCAUUUUUCGAUUGGAGCAUUAUUUCUAGUUGAAAACAUAAAUUGUUAAAAUUUAAAUAUAAUUAAAUCAUAACGUUGCAAAUUUAUCAGUUUUCAUUUUACGUCUUUUCGGUUUUUUCUAAUUAUGAAAACUGUUGGAAAAAAAGUUAUAUCAUAGUAAAACCAAUAGAUCCUUCGCUACACUCAGAGUCUAAAGUGUUAGAGGAAUAUAAACCCUGUACUUUUUGACUAUUUUUGUAUAUUAAACUUAAAUUUAAAUGACACGAGUUCAACAUUGCAAUAUUAUGAUAAUAAUAUGUUUACAUUUUAUGAUUCAUUAUUAUUAUUGUUGAUAAAUGUAUUUCCGGUAAACACAAACAAAAUAUUAUUUGAUAAAUUACUAAAUACGGUUUUUUUUAUGUAUUAGUUACUACAUAUACUAUAAUAUUAUCAUCCUUAUGCCCGGUUGCACCAAACUUGAUACAUUUAGUGUUAAAUAUUUCUAUAAUAAUAAACUAACAGUUAAUAAAUUAAAGUUUUAACAUAUGUUAAAUUUACGAGUGUUGCUCAAUCAUUGUGUUGUGUUCGGAAUACUGGUUAACGAAUAAAUAGAAAAACAUUGAUCACGAAAUUCAACUAUACAUCAUAGUUAAUAAGGAAUAGAUAAGCCAUUCCUAUAGUUUCGACGUAAGCCGCCAUGUUCCUAGAGAGUAGAUUUAUCUCUGUCUCAUAAAGCUACCUUAUACUACAAUGGAUACUGUAGUUAAUAAUUUUUUUAUCAUCAUUAAUGUGAUAAUAUUAUAAUUAUUAUUUUGUUUGGAUGUUGUGUAUUAUUUAAAUUUUUUUUAUAUUUCAAUGGUUACCAUUCCGUUUUUUGCAAGUAUCAUGGAAUACAAAAAAAGCACCUCAGGACAGCGUUUUCGGGAAUGUAUGAUUAAGCAAAAUGGCCUAUUCAUUUUUUAUCAUCUAUGCCCUAUGCUAUAUAUACAUUUUUACACGACGAUACAUUUUUAUCAACAGAUAUAAUUUAAAACAUGGUUUACGCAACAGAAUUUAUUUUAACUCUAGGUAAACAAAUUUAUCUCUGUAUAAAUACUGUAAAUAUAUGGUGCAAUUCGGCAUUAAUGUCAUAUUAAUGUUUUAAACAUAUUUAUUUGUAUAAACAUAGUUUAUUAUUAUUAUUUAAUUUUAAUUUUAAUCAGUCUGUAAUAUAUGCACCUAUAUAUAUAUAAAUUUGUCGAUUUAAUUUCAAUUUUUAACCAGUAUCAGCUAAUCUUAUUCGUAAAGCCAAACAAACUUUCUCAAUAUAGUUAAUCCUCCAAACCCAGGGAAGAAAUCCUUCAGACAAUUUUGUAUAGUUUUCAUUACAAGCAAAUAUAAUUUUGAAAAUGUAUGCUAUAUUUAUACAAUUCAAACCAAAAAACGAAGGAAAUAAAAUCGCGUUAAACAAAUUAUAAAUACCGAAAAUAAUUUAAGGUUAGGUUAGUUUUAAUUAUAGUUAAUUAAUAAUUUAUUGCCAUCAUAUAUAUUUAAAAAUUGACUAAUAUACAAUUUUAUUUUCUGUGACUAAAUAUAUUAUAUGCCUGCUGCAACGAAAAAGUCGCAUCUCACUUAUCCACUUUCUAAUCUUUUAUCGUAUCAUCUGCCGCAACGGAGAAGGAGGUAUCUUACGUUUUCAACUUCUAAUAUAAUUCCUUUGGACGACUAGAGAUACGAACUUUUUCGUAACUCUGAAAAAACAAAUACAAUUCGGAAUCAAGUUACGACCUUUUUCGUUGUGGCAAGCGAUAUUAAUAUAUACAUAUAAGAUAAUAUAAUAAUCUAUGCCUAUAUACGAUUAACACAUUUAUUAUGUAUUAAUGUAAUUAUGUAAUAUAAUAAUAUAUCAAUGAGGUAUUUUAUAGAUAACACAGUACCGAGUCUAAUUUGUCAUUUUGUAAUAUACUUUUUUCUUUUUUUUUUAUAAUAGUUUAUUAAAGCGUAAACUAAAUCUAUUUAGUAUCCGUUCGUUUUUUCGUAUAAUUUGGUUUAUAAUAAUAAUAAUAAUAAUAAUAUGAUAGAAUAAUUCAACGGCCACUUAUUUCUUUGUUAUUCAUUUUUUUUUUCUCUUACGCUUUUAUCUUUUUUUGGCUGCCCAUAACACUCUCCCACGUUAAAAUCAACGGCAUAAAAUCAAUGUUUUCCAUCACGCCUAUUUAUCUCUUCUGGCGCACUUAUUCCCAAAAGAAAUGAUCCGCAGUUUACAUUUAUGGUAUACAAAAAUGACGGCCACGUGUUUUUUGUAUUCGACGAGCAGAUAUAGCAAUAUAUUUUAUUUAUUGACGAGCGUCUAAAAUAUGUAUUUAAUGGAUGCCGCUCUACCCACGAAUCGAAUGAAAAUUAAAUAUAAUAAAAAAACGCGGGUGUUUGUGUUAAAAAAAAAAAAAAUAUAUAUUUUUAAAUAGUUUUGGAUUAUAUUUGUAUUUAUAUUUUUUUUCCGUAAAUAUACAUUAAUAUUGUUUAUUCGUGUUUAUUACAGCCAAAUGCAACGUGCAAAAUAACAAAAUCGACUGUACAUGAUACUUAUACACACGAUAAUGUCUUGCUUGCGGGAAUCAUCACCGCAACCUGAACACGUUUCCAACCAGAGGCCAGGUAUAAUGAAAAAAAAUAUAUACUUAUAUAUAAUAUAUUUCGUGUUUAUACCUGUUUAUAUUUUUAAACCUUUUAAUAACCUUACACAUUAUAAUAAUACGCCUGUACAAAUAUUCUUAUUAUUAUGUUACAGAACCGAAAAGACGUCGAUUUCAUCCACUCAGAGGUUUGCGUCGGAUAUUCAGACGUAAGCCGCCUAGUCCCGAGCCAAACGAAGUGAAAUCGUGCGACGACGUGAUAGAACCGUCUAGUUUGAAUACGUCCAGAUGUCGUUCGACUAGUCAGCUGAUCGAUGAGCCAUUUACCAGGAGGCGGUAUGUAGAUAAUAUACCCGUACACAAAGAACGCGAAAUUCUCAUUAAUUCUUCAUCAUAAUAUCCAUCAUCCUUUAUAUAAUAAUACGCGCUUUGAAACGUCGUAGUAUUAAUUGGAUACUUAUACUUGUAAUGAUUGAAAUCAAUUACUAUUAUUGUCGUUAUAUUAUAGAAGUUUACACUCCACUCUAUUGAGCGUCAGCCACGACAGCGUGUUCAACCCCGAACAGCAUUCUGGCCAGUUCGGUUCCGAAUCCACCUUAUCCGUACCGCGAUUAGAAUUUCCACCAGCCAACAUACAGGUAAUUAUAUAUAUAUAUAUAUAAAAAUAUACCAUUAAAACUUGUUUUUUUACGUACGUAAAAUUGCACGUAUACCUUUGAAACAGUAUCUCCAUACCGUCUCGAUGAUAAUAUUAUAAUAUAUUUACGUCGCAUUAGUCAUUAGUGCGUUAUCCUAUAUUAGUUUUCAAACACUUUGGACGACAAUAGCUAAUUUCCGUUUAAAACUCUUGUUAUUUUUUCUGUACAAUAUUUUUCGAAACAUAAAUCAUAAUAUAUUAUUAUACAAUAAUAUCUGAUAUCAUUAGACGUUUUGCAGCGCACGAUGAAUUAUUUAUUUUCUUAUAUUAUCGUGCGAACAGUGUUGUAGUAGUAGUAGUAGUAGGCACCUACAUUUUAUACUAUCAUUAAAGGCCCGCUGCGGAAACUCCUAACGGUUGUUUAAUGUGUUCGCUAUAACCGUUAAAUUUCAUUAUUAAAAGACUAUACUCCUCUCAAUACUGUUUGAAAAAUGAAAAGUAAAAAUAUGGAUCGAAUAAGUAUAUCAUUUUUAUUUUUUCAAUAAAUUCAUAAUAGCCUGCGGUGUUAAAGGAGAAUGUUCCAGAGCCUUUAAAUUUUCAAUGGGAGGAGAUGUAGUAAACAAUAAUUCAAAAGCCAGAUCCAAAAAAUUGUGUUCAAAAACCCAAGCUUUUUUUCAUUGUAAUUCAUUGUAAUUCAUUUAAAAAAAUCUUUAGGAUCUUUUGCUAAAAUUUGUCUGAUUUUAAAAAUUAUUAUUAUUUUUUUAUAAUAAUAUGUCAACUUCUUCAUAUUUAUAAUAUCGUUAUAUUCACAUUGAUUAAAUAUUGUCUGACAUUUCAGGGAAGUCAUACCAAUAAAACCCGUUUAAUAAUGUAGCUUUUUAUUUCUUUUAAUCACUAUAAAAAAAAAUGUAUAAUACUGUUUUAGAACUGCAUAAUAAUGAAUUUAGAACUGCGCGUUUUGUUGUGUGCACGUAGCGUGUGACUAGUCCUGUCGUAUAUUGUCAGGAAAUUAUAUUCAUGAUGAUAAUAAUCGAUAAUAUCUAUCUCUGUUGAUAACAAUAAACUAUGGCGAUUAUUGGUUACCUAUGGCUUCAUGUCUGUUUUGUACAUACUAUUCAUAAUAAUGUUGUAGUAUUACGCAGUAGUCUAUAGAAAAUAUCUAAACAAAAAAUACAGUACAUCUUAACAUCCCUAAUAUUAUCGUUUAAUAUAAUAUGAUCGUAGCAUUACAAAUUAUGCAAUAACGAAGGUAUAGCUUAGGAUUCGUAAAAAAUAAAAAAAAUUCCAAAUUCCAAUAGGUUGUAGCCCAAAAACUGUUCGCCUUUCGCGAUGCGCCACGAACAUUUUGUGUUAUAUUAUUCCAUAUUUCCAUUGUUAUAACAUCCAGAACAAAACAAAUUUUAGUUUUGAAACUACGUCACUGCGCGACGGCACACAACGACUGAGCGAAUUGUAGGGGAGGGGAACCAUAAACGCACACACACACACACACACACACACACACUAGUAUCGCGUACGUUAUAUUAUUAUAUUUAUUAUAUUAUAUAGGUAGUUUGUUUGCGUGUGCAUUUUACAUUUUCUCUCGAUUAAAACUAGAUAAGUAACUGAGGUUGGUGCGCGCGCUAGCGCAUUAACAACCUAUUAUAUUUUAGUGUAUGUACCAGACGCAUUACAAUGGCCCGAGGCAUUUCUAAUAUAAUGUUAUACGGGGAGAAUUGCGGGGACCCAGCUGACCGUGACCUUUAAUCACUGUGUAUAACAAUAUUAUACACCGAACCACUGUGUGUAACGCCCUGCGUUGUUGUGAUACCUCCUGCGAUGUCUGAUACGAUAUCACUAUAUAUUCCAAUAUUAUAUUAUAUAGGAAAGUAUUUAUUUAUUUUAUCCGUUUAAACAUAUUUGCAUACAUAUGCAUAUUUAAGGGGGGAAACCGUACAAAAAAGUUUGCGUCAACAAUGCGAUGUAUGUACACUUGUUAUAUUGGGCGUGUUUUGGCGAUGCAGUUUUCGAUCAACAGUUUGCUACUGCCGUUAGCUACUCGGUUGAAAUAUCACUAAAAAUGUUUUGUUUACUAUAUAGUGUUUUACCGAAUAGAUAACCGGUAAUCGAAAACAGUAAACGUAGCUUUUAAUUGUUUGCCGAUUCCGACAGCCAGCAAGUUGGCGGAAAUUGCAUUCAGUUAUCAGACGAUUGCAGUAAACAGUAUGGCCAAAACAGUUUGUUCGCUAAACUAAUAGGUGACCAAGUUGUUCAAAACUGCAUAUCCGAAACACGUCUAUACUGUAUAAACCAAUAAUUGAGGUCCGUGGUAUAAUUAACGAGGUUUUAUUUGUAAAUCAACAUAAGCUAGGUAUGAAUUAUAAUAACUCUUAAUUAAAAUAUACCUAUAUUAAAUUACUGCGUAAAAUUAUGUUAAUUACUUUUUAAUGCCACGGAAUUGUAUAAAAAAAACAUCUUUAAUUAAAUCUUGGUUAUGGUACAAAAACUAUAUUUUAGACCGAUUUGUAUAUUUACUUUUCGUUAAAACGGAUUCUUUUUGUCCUAAUAAAAAAAAAAAAAAAAAAAAAAAAAAAAAAAAACAAACAAACAAAUAAAGGCCGAGCUAUUAGAAGCGGUAAGAAGACGAAGAAAAAUUCAAAACGACGAUGACAGUGACGUAGACGAAGAAGAUUUAGGACUCCCACGAAGUCCAUCAAUGCAUUCUCCUACUAUAGCCCCUGGCAAUGAUCUCCUAUUGAGCAAAGUGAGAUUAUAUUAUAACAUAUUAAAGGUAUUUUUAUUUCAGUUUUAAUGACAAUUGAAAAUCUAUUAUUCUAGGAGCUGAUAAAUAAAUCUUCACAUAGCACCUGCAGCGAUGGAUCACUUCUCAGUAUGGGAAGUUCGGAAAUGGAUGAAGUAAGAGAACUGUCUAUUAAAUGUAUAUACAAAUCAUUUUAAUCUAUUUGAAAACGUAAUUUCGUACAAUUUUUUUUUGCGCGUUUUAUUUCAUAAAUGGCUUAAUUUUAGACAUCGUUUCGGUUUUAAUAAUAUUUUAUGUGGAAAUUUAACAUUUUCGUUCCGCAUAAGAAUAACAGGUACAAUUUUGUUAUAGAUGUCGUGUCAAAGUAAUAAUUUAGCAAAUACGUGCUAGUAAAAAAGCUUAAAAUGCUUUAUAUAGAAAUUUUGUAGACUAACAAUAGGGAUACUCAUCAACGGAGGUCGUUUUCAAAUAUGAAGUCCGCCAUUAAAUAAAAAUACCUCACUACCUGUUUACGUGCUAACUUCUUCAGUAAUUACCUAUGCUAGUUAUAUUGUUUAUUUAUAUACAUACAUAUGUAUGAAAUUUAAAAAAUAUACACAGGGUGUCCCACGAAGAUACCCAUUGCAAUAUCGCCUGAGAUAAUAAAGAUAAUCAAAUUUUGUUUUUUUUUUUUUUAUAUUACUCGCAGGGUUAAGAACUACAAAUAUUCAGAUUUUAAUUAAAUUUCUAUGUUUUAGUAAAAAACUAAAAAACUAACUUUAUUUUAUUAUUUUUGAAAAAUUUAAUUUAAUGAAAAUAAAAAGUUGAAACGUCAACAUUUUCAGAAGAAAAAUCUCUAAAAAAAAUGGUGAUUAAAUUUUUUAGUUUUUUACUAAAACAUAAACAUUUAAUUGAAUUAUAAAUAUUCAUAAUUCUUAACCCCGCAAGUUAUAUUAUAUAUAUAUAUAUAUAUAUAUAAAAACAGAAUUUGAUUAUCUUUAUUAUUUCAAGAAAUAUCGCAAUGGGUAUAUUUUCGUGAGAUAUUUUGUAUGUAUAUAUUAGGGGUAGACAUAGGGCAUAAUAAUUAGUUUUCUUAUCUGUAAACUCGAUAAAUUAUUGUUAAAUUAACUUUUAUCUUAAAACAAGUCAAUCGAAUUUAAACUAAUUAAUAAUUUAUCUUUUUUAAAGUUUGUAUAUAAAAAAUAAAUUUAGGAUUCCUUCAGUAAAGAUCUGGCACUCGCUGUUAUUUUACGCCAAAAUCCGCGACUGAGAAUUACGUUCUCUUAUAAUAAUUGAAAUAUCUUUUAUUUUUUACAUCAUUCCAUAUCCGAAUUUUACUUAUCAAGAUUUAAAUUACCAUUCGUUGAUAACGUUUAAAGUAAUAACUACGCUUCUAUUGUUCAGGAUGGUUAUAUCAUAAUAUAACCUUUAUUUAUAUUGUUUUUAUCUCGAAAGGAUUCUUUUGGACUACACAAUUCUCGGCAUUCGUCAAAACUAUCUUUACACGACAAGCGCACGUCUCAAACAUAUCCGGAUAGUUCAGGUAUAUACGACUGCGGUAGAAAAAACCAAUAUAUAUGUAUCAAUUAUUUUUUACUUAAUCAUGUGUUUAGACGGUGACUCUUCGACUAGUGUUCCUCUAAGUCAUAGUGCGGCCAAGCAUCGAAUAGCGAUCAGGCCCAAAAGGAAACACGGCAAUCCUCGGAGCAAAAACCCGGUAAGUCGACACCCUACUAUGGCGAUAGGUUGUGGGGAAAAUCGAUAACAUAGUCAAUUUUUUUAAAUAUUUUCAGAACUAAUAAAAAAAAAAAAAGAUACGUGAAAGAACGGUAAAUAUAAUAUAUAUGGGGCGACACAAAUAAGUGUAUUUUAUUAUGUGCUUUAACUGUAUUUAUACCAAACCUAAAGUAUAAAAACGAAAAAAAGACGGCACACUUAAGGCGAUUCGUUUUUACAUACAUUUAUACCAGUAUGCUGGAGUAAAAUAAACAUACUUCCAGUAGUCUAAUUUCUGUUUUUGAAAAAUGAUUUGACUUUGUAUAUUUCUAUAUUUUAUGAUCUGUUGGUAAAAUAAUAUUUUUUUUUUUUUUGGUGACACUCUUAAGUGCGAGUUAAAAAAAAAAGUAUAGAAAAAAUGCAUCAUAUAAUUUGAUUAAAUUUUAAUAAAAAGUGAACUCGUUUCCUACAAAUUUUCUACUAGAAAUCAAAUGUUUCAAAUAUGAUUUAAAAAUUAAAGUUGAACGAGUGGUGGUUUGUGAAUUUUACUCUAUAGGUCUAAAACGUCAUAUUUGCCUGUUAAAAAAAAAACGACUGUAACCCUUCCCUUGAUUCGAUAUUGAACAGUAGAUUAGUGGAAAAUUCUUAUCAUUAAGGUGCUCAUUAAAAAGUGAAAUAUAAUUUUCGAAUUUUAAAAAAUUGAUAACAAUUUAGAAAACCGUGUUCACUUAAUUAUGUUGUUUUAUGUAUAAAAUUGACUACUGUUGACUCGUUUUUUUUUCUGCGCACAGCUGACCGUGACGAACGCCCUUCCAGCGACGCCCGAAGUAAACGAAGAGCACUCCGGACUGUCAACUUCGCCGGAGACGAACAAGCCGCUGCAAACCGCCGCCGACUCAACAACAGGUAUAUACAAUUACGGGCAAAGCUAUUCCGCUUAUUAUCCGACCAAAUUUAUCGCUAAACGGCGGCCGUCUACUGCUUUUUCGAAAACGAAACGUAAAAAACCGCCGAAAAAACGUUGUUGUCUGUUCCGGGCGACCGGCUGCUGUUUCGGCCGCAGCCGUUCCGGCGCGUAUCGCGUGCGAAACGACACGCUACCGUAUUUCGUACGGAGUUCGUCCGUCCGGCCAGUCGGAUUUAACAAGAUUUCUCCUCCGUUGUCGCAACGUAAACACCGCCAACAACAACAGCAACGACGACAGCAACGACGACAACCACAACCGCGAGAACAGAUCGACGUGACCAAAGGUAGAAUUAGACUGAAUUUAUACGCGUACCCGAAAGAGUAUUUGAAGUUUCUGGAGAGUUAUUUCGCGUGUACCACAGCCGUCGGUAACGAGGACGACGACUCGACGAAAAAAAGACUGUCCGCCAUAAGCGAAGAGGACGUGUGUCCGCUGUGCGGAUCUGCAGAUUACGGCCUGCAGAUGAAAGCGGCCGGGACCGGUCGAUGGAAAAACGCGUUACUAGUACCGUUCUAAUAAAAUUAAAAAACUUUGUGCGCGCUAUCUAUUCGGUGUGGACUCGUAUGGUUUUACACGGCAAAACAUCUGCUUAUUUUCUUCUCCCACCCCAUAGUAUAACUAUACUACACUGUCUUCCUGGUUUUUGUCAUUUUUUUUUUUUUUUGCACUUACACGUGUUUACCUAUUUUUGUUUGCAGAUGGCACCACCACCACAACCACCAACACUUCCACUACCACCAUUACCACCAUCACCGUCACCUCCACCAACACUACUGCCACCACCACCACUACCUCCGCCGCUCUCGUCACUGUUACAUGCCCCAUCGACGGCGACGGCGACGGCGACGGCGCUACGACGGUCGGGUCCUGCGAUCUGGACACGUCGGUCGACGAGAUUUCCGUGGAAAACGUGCCGCGACGUGAAGAGGGCUUUUUCCACCGGUUGCUGUCGCGCCGGAGCACCAAGAAAAAGGCGGCGACAACAAAAUGCUCUUCGGCCGAGGACGUGGACGUGGACACGUUCCUGUUCGACGAGACGAUGGGUCCUAAACCGAGACAGCGCGAAGAACCACCGCCGGCCGGCCGCAUGCAAUUAUCGUAUCCGCCCGAUUUACCCCCCGACCGGCAACCACCGCACCCGCGAGACGCGACCACCGUGGCCGAAAACAUUUUCGGGUCUGCGGACACGUUCGUCCCGAUCAAACGGUCGUUCAGCAUUGGACAGCAGAUGGUUGGCGGCGGAGACGAUGACCUGACCUCUUGUAGCGGCGGCGGUGAGUCAUCGUCCGUACAAAAGUCUUCAUCCUCGGAUAGCGUGUCCAGCACCGCCCUUGACGACUCCAUCGCCAGUGUUGUGGUCGAGCCCGCGACGGUGGUGGCCGGCGACGAACGCCGUCGGAGUUAUAGCUCGAGCGAUUCGGACCACCUGGUAAAUGGAGGAGAAGGAGGAGGAGGAGGAGGGGGCGGCGUCAACCUGUACCAACACCAACACCAUCAAAACUACCACCAGCGUCCGGUGCCCGCCCCGCGUCCUUCGAAAUUGUUCAACGGAGGUGGUGGUCCUACUGACGUGGUGAUCCGAAGGAAAAAGCGGGACGACCUACAACAGCCGGAACUGUUCAAAGUGUUCGCCCGGCGGUCGCUGAAAUUGGGUAAAGACGGCGAACCGGAAUUGUUGUUGACGAUCGGCGUCGACGUCGAAAACGACGACGGUGACGGCGACGACGAGGACGACUACGGCGACAAAGAGGACAACGACGAGGAAGCGCGGACCGUCGAGAACGGUCGAGUGACGGCGGCGGUGGCGGACGACCAGAAACCGCAUCACCGCGAGUCCGACGUGGACGUCAACGAGAACCGGACGGCAGCGGUUGCCGAGGUCGUUCCCCAGUUUAAGGGCAUACAACAGCGCCGGGAGGAAUGGGAGAAACUGUUGCAACAGCAGCGCAACUGACGGGCGUGGCGGCGCACUAUGUUAUAUUACAAUAUAGUCAGCAUAGUCGAACUACGUACGCCCGAUCGCCGUCACCUUGCCCAGCCACACUUAACGCCGGUUAACGAGCAAUAUUAAUUAUAAUGUUAAUCGCCUUUUUUUUUUUUAUACAUAUAUAUAUUACUGUUUUUUUUUUUUUUUUUUUUUUUUUUCUUUUUUUACAGAACGGUGCUAGAUGAUGGUCGAAUUCUUUAUAUAUAUUUUCGUUUUUACCCGAGUGGCCUUACGCACAACGUGCAGUCGGACGAUACCCGGCCCCGAGAGUAAUAUUUUAACCCUUGUCGACGGGUAUCGCCGGUGUCUUCUUCUUUAUUGUUCGUUAUAUACAUAUAAAUACUAUAUGAUUAUUGUUAUGAAAUAUUAUCAUUACGUAGGUUUCCUCUUUUAUUCGAAUUUAAAAAAAAAAAAAAAAACUAUCGACAAUAUUCGACCGGUUUACCGUUUUAUUAAUUAAUUAAAAAAAAAAUAAUAACAAUAAUAAUCCCGAAAUCAAUUAAUAUGUCUGUCGUGGCCGCGGUAAGCCGGGUAUAUCGUUUUAUAAAAUCAUUACAGAUAGUUAACAAAAACACGUUGCUGGACAAUUGUUAUUAUUAUUAUUGAUAUAUUUUUUUUAGAUCGAAAAUUCUAUUUUAACGUUACAUAAUAUAUAAUAAAUACAUAUAUAUAUAUAUUGAUAAAGUCUAUAGAGAAUAUAAUAUUUUUUAGAUAUUUUCGUUGAAUUAUACGUAUUUACAUAUAUAUAUAUAUAUAUAUACAUUUGUUAUUUGACGAUCGUUUUUACUCGUUAACACACACCUAUAUAAUAUUAAUAAUACCAUAUUUUCUGUGAUUUCGAAUCGUUUAAGACAAUAUUUUUUUUAAAUUUAUAAUAUAUAUUACGUUAUAGGUAUUACAAUAUAUAGGCCUAUUAUUUUUACCAGAACAAUUUAUUAUAUAUUUAUAAUACGUUUUUACGGCAUUUGUUAUGGACUUUCCGUUUUAUUUUUCUUUAAUUCCUCGAAAAGUUCCUCUCCCCGGGUCGUUUCGAGAAUAUAUAUAUAUAUAUUUUUUUUUUAAUCCGACGAUUAUUAUUGUAAAUGUCUUUACUUUUUUUUUUUUUUUCACGCUUUUCUACGGAUAUUUUAUUUACACGCUGCUCGUUUUCCGGGUGGCCGCCCCGAUUUUACCGCCCGCGUAACGGCACGUGGCCGGCGGCCACCGUCCUGUAACCGGGUAGUCGGUUACGCGAAAACCCGGGACCCCAAACGAAUCGGACGUGAUUGACAAACGCGCGCGCGGUGAACCGUUUCGACGGCCUCCGAGUAGGUAUAGAGUCCGUACACGCGGCGUCGUUUUCUGUAUUUCCAGUGUAUUUGUCCCGCCGUCGACGGGCCGUGUGAUAUUUGAAAACGCAAAGACUUCUUUAUAGCGAGACAAUAAUGACGAAUGUCGAGGAAAACAAAAAUAAAAAAAAAAAAAGACGCGAUGGUUGACGGUAAAAUUUCUCUUGUAAUCGCUGAUUGAUCGUUCGAUAUUUCAAUGCAUAUUCAUAUUAUUCAUAUUCACAUGUUCACAUAUUUAUAUUCGAUACAUAUUCAUACAGAUAGGCGCGACUAGGUUCGAAUUUUUAGAUGUUUUAGUAUUAUAGCAGUCGUUUAUAAAAUCCCCCCCCCCCAUCUUUACUGCCUACAAGCGCAUAACGUAGCGAAUUUGCGUCCGAUAGGCCGAAUCGUUAACAUUAUCUCGGGUCGUCGGUCGGUCUUUUUUUCUCUUGAUAUUUUAACUCGUAUAUGAGCGGGUUAUAAGCGUUUAUGCCCGUAUCUUAACAAUAUUAAAAACGCUAUUAAAAAAAAACACCGACGUGAGGGUGUGGAUCACGUUCUUUCCUCGGAGUUCGGUAUAACGCACCGAUAUUUACUCUAAUAUUGAAAACUAACGGCAAAUAAUCGUUUCCGAACGAAUAUUCGUCGCCGUGCGUUUUGUAGGCCGCGGAGGCUGUGUAGAUUUGGGUGUGGUGUCCUUACCCAGCGGUCGACUCCUCUUAAAACCAUUCCGAAAACGACCGGUGAGAUUUUCCAUUUUAAAAUAUCAGGGCCUCGCCUAGUCGCGUCUGCGAAAAUAUUACCAAAAAAACAAAACGAAAAUCCCACCCUUUGAGUACCUAUAUACAUAUAUAUUAUUUCUAUUCUACCGUCGCAAAUCAAAUCCCGAGUACCGCGAUGUUCUAUUUCGACAGGUAAUCAUUGUUCUAUAUUAUUACCUGUAUAUCAUUGUUGUGAAUUUGUGAUCAUCGUCGCCUUUAUACUUUUUUUUUUUCUAUUAUUAUUAUUAUUAACUUGUAUACUUAAUUUUUAUUAUUAUUCAUAAUGUAUUUUGUAUUAGAUAUAUUACGUUAAAUAUUUAUUUUUCGACAAACCGUGUAUUUUUG